GAGGGGCGCGGCGCGGCGGGGCCGGGGCGCGGCGCGGCGCGGCGGGCGGCGGAGGGGGCUCCCCGCCGCGGCUCCUCGCGGGUCGGCGCCGCUCCGCCGGCGCGCCGGGACCCGGCUGGGGCAGCGGCCCGGGGGCAGCGCCGGGCGUCCGUGCGGGCAGGGCCGGGGCCGGGUCGCCGCUCCUCCCGCUCCCGUCCCGGGGCCAGAGGACCGGCUCCCGGCGGCGGCCGUCGCGGCAGCCCCGCUCCGGCUCCGGGGAGCCCGGGGUGUCCGCGGGGGCCGGGGCUCCCCGCAGCAGCGCAGCGGCCCCGUGGCUCAGCCUUUCAACGCUUUUCUCUUUUUCCAAGAAGGAAAAUCCGCGUCUCCGAAUGGGAAGCCCAGAAUAGCUGCCGGAGCCGGAGCCGGCGCCGAGCGCGCGGCCCGGGGAGCCGAAUCGCAGCUCCUCGCCGGGCGCGGGGCCGCGGCGGCGGCAGGGCCGGGGCGCACGGUGCCCGCUGACGGCCCUCUGCCCGCCCGCGGGUGCCGCGCGCCCCGAUGGCCCCCGGCGCGGCGUAGGAUGCGGCGGGCCGGCACGCGCCGCGGGCCGCCGCCGAUGGGGCCGCCGGCCUCGGCCAUGGGCGACGGGCAGCGGCUGCCGGGCAACGCGGCGGCCUGGCUGGCGUGCGCCGGCGUGGGGCUGCUCGCCAACGCCUGGGGCAUCCUCAGCGUCAGCGCCAGGCAGAAGAAGUGGAAGCCGCUGGAGUUCCUGCUGUGCGCCCUGGCCGGGACGCACAUCCUCAACGCCACCGUGCCCAUCGCCAUGUACUCGGUGGUGCAGCUGCGGCGCCGGCACGCCGGCUACGAGUGGAGCGAGGGGCUCUGCAAGGUCUUCGUCUCCACCUUCUACACCCUCACGCUCGUCACCUGCUUCUCCGUCACCUCCCUCUCCUACCACCGCAUGUGGAUGGUGCGCUGGCCCGUCAACUACAGGCUCAGCAACGCGCGGAAGCAGGCCGUGCACACGGUGAUGGGCAUCUGGAUGGUCUCCUUCAUCCUCUCCGCGCUGCCGGCGGUGGGCUGGCACGACACCGCCGAGCGCUUCUACGCCCGCGACUGCCGCUUCGUCGUGACCGAGAUCGGCCUGGGCUUCGGCGUCUGCUUCCUGCUGCUCCUGGGCGGCGGCGUGGCCACGGGCGCCGUCUGCGCCGCCAUCGCCCUCUUCCAGACCGUCUGCGGGCGGCCGGGCCCCGGCGCCGGCAGCAGCCGCCUCCGCGUGCCGGCCAUCGUGGUGGAGGACGCCCAGGGCAAGCGGCGCUCCUCCAUCGACGGCUCCGAGCCCGCCGACACCUCCCUGCAGAUCACCUCCCUCGUCGCCGCCAUCGUCCUCCUCUACGACGCCCUCACGGGCGUCCCCGUGCUGGUGGUGGGCUUCGCCAGCCUGCGCUCGGCCGCGGCCCGCGACUGGAUGGUGCUCUGCGUCAUGUGGUGCUCGGUGCUGCAGCCGCUGCUGCUGCCGCUCUCCCUCCGCGCCUGCGCCCGCUACCGCGCCGACCUGCGCGCCGUCUGCGGCAAGUGCCGGGCCCUGCUCUCCGACGGCGACGCAGAGAGCAGCCCGGAGGGGGCCGGCGCCGGCGAGCCGCCGUGCGACCGGCCCGGCGAGCGCGGCUACGGCGCGGAGGUCCUGCCGCUGGAGCGCGUCGCCCCGCGCGAGCUGCCGGCGCUGGAGCGGGGCCUGCCGCCGGCGCGUGCCCCGGCACCGGAGCCCGACGGCAGGAUGCAGUACCUGCAGGUGCCGCCGCUGCGGCGCUACUCGCACGACGAGACCGACAUCUGGACCAGCAGCCAGAUCGCGGCCUACCUGCAGCGCUGGGCGCCGGGCGAGGAGGCGGCGGGGCUGGCGCGGCUGCUGGCCCCCCGCCGCGACCGCCGCCGCCCGCCGCCCCGCCGCCGCUCCGCCGAGAGCCUGGCCUGCCCGCCGCCCGGGGCGGCCGCGCGGCGCUGGGCGGCGGGGGGCCCGGGGCGCACUGCCGCCGCGGCGGGCCCGCUCCCCGCCUUCCCCCUGGCCGCCCUCGAGCGGGAGCCGCGGCGGCGGGCGGCGGCGCCGGGCCCCGCGGGCGGCCUGGCCGUGCCGGGGCCGCGGCUGGCCCCCGAGGACGCGGUGCGGCUCUUCGCCGCGGGGCCGGGCCCCGGCGACGGCCGCGGCAGCACCAGCAGCUUCCUCAGCUCCCCGUCGGCCUCCUCCGGCUACCUGACCUUCCUCUCGGACUCGGGCGGCUCGGUCUCCUAGGGGCGGCCGGGCCCCGCCCCGCCCCGCCCGCCGCCGCCGCACCGGGGGACCCCGGCGGCGGGAGCCCCGGAGGAUGCUGCGCCCCGGACCCGCGCGUCCUGCCUCCCGCAGCCAGGACCACGUCCCGGUGCCCCGAGGCGCUGGGGGAGCGCGGCGCCGGGCCGCGGGGGGUGCGGGGCGGCGGGAGGGCGAGUGCCGGUGGCAGCGGGGAGGGACUGGCCCGGCCCUGCCGGUGCCCGGUGCCCGGUGCCCUGCUCCGCGCCGCCGCGCUGCCAUUAAACUUUCCACCCUGCGCGGCGAGCGGCCCCGCGGCCCCGGUGUGAGCGGUGUCGGGGGGACCCGGGGGGGGGGUGCGGGCCGGGCCCGGCGGGGCGGGAGGCGGCGCCGCCGGUCACCGCGUUCCCCGAGGCCGCCCGGUGGCGGCGGCUCGGGCUCGCAAGGACCUUCCCGAGCUCGGGGCCAGCGCGCGGCGACGCCCGGACUGACGCUCCGCCCGGCCCCGCCACCGUCCCGCCCCGGGGCGGCGCCGGGCCCGCGGGGCUCCACCCGCGCCGCCGGCGGUGCUCUCGCGAGAGCGGCGGCGCGAGCGGCGGGCGAGGCUGAAGUCUCGCGAGAGCGGCGGCGCGAGCGGCGGUCGAGGCUGAAGUCUCGCGAGAGCGGCGGGACGGCGGGGGUGAGAUGUCGCGAGAGCGGCGGGGCGGGGCGAGGGCGGU
Messenger RNA from Dromaius novaehollandiae (emu), 2979 nucleotides. RefSeq names its product G protein-coupled receptor 153 (gene GPR153). Gene Ontology annotation, cellular component: membrane. NCBI's taxonomy places the organism in Eukaryota, Metazoa, Chordata, Aves, Casuariiformes, Dromaiidae. The transcript has 5 exons. The record is from RefSeq and is a predicted model, not a curated record. Gene Ontology annotation, biological process: G protein-coupled receptor signaling pathway. Bases 557 to 2266 code for a protein of 569 amino acids. Gene Ontology annotation, molecular function: G protein-coupled receptor activity.